CCCUACCUCAUAUUCAACCAUGAAACUCCAAGCCUACCUCACAACACUAGUUUUCUUAUCCUUACUUAUCCCGCUCUUAGUAUCUGCAGCCUGCAAAUGUGCGGACGACGAUGAAGAAGAUGAAAAACGUGACAAAACCAAGGCCUUACCAUUGAAGUUAGCCGCGAUCGCCUCAAUUCUCGUUGCUGGCUCGAUCGGCGUGUGUCUCCCAAUCCUAGGGAAGUCCUUCUCUGCUCUUCGACCGGACAAAGACAUCUUCUUCGUGAUUAAAGCAUUUGCCGCCGGAGUGAUACUAGCGACUGGCAUGAUACAUGUCUUACCAGACGCUUUCCACGACCUAACAUCAAAGCACCUCCCUAAGAAGCCAUGGCAGAAGUUCCCAUUCGCUGGGUUUGUAGCUAUGUUGUCAGCGUUCGCAACGUUGAUGGUGGAUGCAUUUGCAACCGGAUAUUAUAAGAGGUUGCACUUACGUAGGGCGCGAUCUAUCGAUGAUGGAAACACAGAUGUAGAGCUAACCAACAGUCAUUCAAGCCAUGUUAAUGUGCACAUGCACACAAGGAAUGAUCAUUCGCAAAGUACCACGAAUUCGAAUCUAGAUUUGGAUUCAAAUCCAAACUCAACCGAUCUCAUCCGACACCGUGUUGUUUCGCAGGUACUGGAAUUGGGGAUUGUGGUUCAUUCAGUGAUUAUUGGAAUUUCAUUAGGUGCUUCUGAGAGCCCUUCCACCAUAAGGCCUCUUGUAGCUGCCUUGAGCUUCCAUCAGUUUUUUGAGGGCAUGGGUCUUGGAGGAUGCAUAGUUCAGGCGAAAUUCAAGGUCCCUUCGAUGGCUGUCAUGGCACUCUUUUUCUCACUCACCACCCCAAUCGGGAUCGCACUGGGCAUUGCGAUAUCUUCCAAUUAUGAGGAGGAUGAUUCCAAGGCUCUGAUAGUCCAAGGAAUUUUCAAUUCGGCGUCUGCCGGAAUCUUGAUCUACAUGGCACUGGUGGAUCUAUUGGCCGCUGAUUUCAUGAACCCUAGGAUGCAGAGCAAUGUCAAGCUUCAGUUGUAUGCAAAUGCUUCACUUCUUGUAGGGGCAGGUUGUAUGUCAGUCAUGGCUAAAUGGGCUUGAAAUUAUUUAGAACAGUUACUCUUUCCCAUUUGGGUUUUCAUAUAUACAAUGUUAUUUUGAGCAGUUUGGUUCUUAUUUAUCAAUUAGACUUCAUUUUAUAUUCA
Molecule: messenger RNA, 1212 nt
Organism: Magnolia sinica
Lineage: Eukaryota; Viridiplantae; Streptophyta; Magnoliopsida; Magnoliales; Magnoliaceae
Product: zinc transporter 3-like
Exons: 3
Coding region: 20-1108 (362 amino acids)
Biological process (GO): zinc ion transmembrane transport
Cellular component (GO): plasma membrane
Molecular function (GO): zinc ion transmembrane transporter activity
Source: RefSeq, a predicted model, not a curated record